Molecule: messenger RNA, 6045 nt
Organism: Mesorhabditis belari
Lineage: Eukaryota; Metazoa; Nematoda; Chromadorea; Rhabditida; Rhabditidae
Source: the annotation of a GenBank genome assembly
AUGAAAGCGGCACUUUUGAAAGGGAGUUUAGGACAACAAGACGAGCAACUUUACGAGGAAACGGAAGCUUUCGUGCGAAAUGCUCAGGAGCAGCUUUCUAGAAGUUUCCACGAGCUUGUCUCGGCCGAAAGCUCGAUUGCUCUAAACGGGCAUCGACUACCGCAAGCAUUUAGAAGACAAAAAUCGGCGAUCGAGUUAACGGGGCUCUCGGGAAAACACACUUUUCUCGUAGAAUCGUCUUACGAAGCACCUUUAGCGAAUCGAUCAUUUGCAGUCGAACCAGAAUUUCUUCGUCGGAAAAGAUUUACGAGAAAGGCAAAAAAAGGAAUUGAGAACUCUCGAUCUAUCAGCCAAAACACCUCAAUUGCGGCAGAGAGUUCAAGUUCAGAAGAAGAACCGAGACUUCAGCAAAAAUCACGUUUGUUUUCAAAUUCUUCGAAUGUUUUGAAUGUGGAUUUUGGAGAGGAGAGUUUGAGCACUGGUACACGAAAUCGACAACAUCUGGCAAGAGGGCCAGCUGCUCGUCGAGCCAAUAGAAAACAAGUACAAAGAGCUGCUGAUCGUGAAAAAUUUGGUGAACAAAAGAAAGGUGCAUCUCGAAGCGGUUUAUAUGAAAAGCGGAGCAUGAGCGUUCGAGAUUUAAAUGGACUCGAGGUCGAUUUCAGCACACAAGAAAAUGUGACAAGAUGGGCUUCGCAAAUUCUCGCUGAAUUGGAGUCACUUCCAUCAAGUCGAGUUGAUCUUACUCAAUGUGGGAUUGAAGAUGAAAGUGGCGGUUGUGGAGGAGAAGAUUCGAAAAAAAGAUUGCAUCCCAGUCGAGUCUCUAAUAACUCAUACAAGUCGGGCAUUUCCCUUUCCCCGGGCACAACCCCACCAGCUAAACGACACACGAUUUUGAUUUCACCGAUAAAUUACGAUGGAGGAGAAAAUUUGCUUAACAACAAUCGUGCCAUGUCAAUAUCUGAGAUGUGCUUACCUACUGUGCCAACACCAUUUCUUCAAAAUUCUCUUCAUAGACUUUCAAUGUCACUCCAAUCUCAUAACGAAGCCAAUGAUUCCUCGAAUGAGUGCACACCAAGAGCCUCGCCUUUUCAACGAUCCAUGGAAAAACUCAAAGACGAAAGCAGGCUUCGAAGUGACACUGCUGAAACGUUGAAAGCUAGUGAGGAUAUUUCGACCACUUUUGAUUUGAGUCAACCAUUCAAUACAGCUGAAGCGAAAGUGAUUGUGAAAGAACAGGAGCUGAAAAACAAGGGUCCCACUAAUUUCAUCCCUGUGAUCGUUCCAAGACGAAGACUAGAGAAUGGCCUGGGAAGUAACACACAAAUAUCUGAACGUUUUCGUCGUCUUUCCCCUCAACGAUCUCCAAAAGGUCCAGAAGAAGUUUUUCCACGAGCAAAUGGCGAAUUGAUGGCUGAAAAGAAUCGAUCAGGAAAAAAUCCACGCUCACCAAUACAUGAAAAAAUAGCAAGAAGAAAAGAUCCUGAAUUUAUGGCAAGAGCACAAAGACAUGAAGGUCAAUCAUUAAUCUCGACGAACGAUGAUCAAAGCAAUCUUAUCCCUCAAACGGAUAUUCAUCCACCUGUACCGGCUCCAAGGAAAAGUAUUCCAACAAGGAUUGCUGAUUGGGAACAAAAAUGCAAAGAUCUUCCACAAAUCAACAAAAUUGGGAAUAUUGAUCGAUUAGCCGAAACGGAUGCUCGUUUACAAAAUUCGAUUGCCAAACUUUCGCAAGUUGUCUAUGGAAAUAUACAAGAAGAAAUGAACAAAGAUCGGCAAAAUGGUCAAAGCUCUCUUCCAAUAAUUGAAACCACUCUUUGUAAUGGAGAUGAUCAAUUGGAAAAAUGGAAAAAGCAGGCUGAGUGUCGAAAUCGUCAAGCAAUGGGAAAAGGAGGGAAAAGUGAACGAUCGGUGAAUCGAGUCAUUUCAUCGCUCAUUGAAGCGGCCGAGGAAUCGAGUCGAAAUUCGAGCGAUCGACCCCAAUCUCUUGAAGUUAUCAGUGCAUUGUCGCCAGCACAGGAUGUAUCAACACAAACCUCACCAUUUUCAUUAUCUCGCUCAUCAUCAUUUGAUUGGAUAAACAGUCCUACGGAAAACACGGUUUCCCUUCUAUCCACUCCACAACAAAUAAACAAAUCGGAAAACCCAGCUGAUCCGUCAACUACUUUAUGCCGAUCAGAUUCUUCCGAAGAUACCGAUUGUGACGCUGAAGUACAAGAAAUGACUAGAGCUGCUCAUGGAAUUCACGAGGCACUUGAUGAAUCUCUGGCUCUUCUUUUACAAUGUACAAAGGAAAAUGACACUCAAGGGAUUCACCGUCCUCCACCUCCACUCCCUUAUACGAAAAGUGCUGAAGAGUCUCCGAUGUCUUCUCGUCGACUCAAAGUCACUACAACAUCGAUCAUCACAAGAAAUGAAAACCAAAACCCAACUUGGAAAGGUUCAAAUAGAUGUGGCAGUGGGCCUAUUGGAAUGGCGGGAAUGAGUGACUCGAUAUACGAUAAUGUUCCUGGGAGAAAAACUCGCAAAUUCCCUGAGCCAAACAUUGUUCGGUUAUCUGCAAUCGAAAAUGAGAGUUCAUUAACUGCCCUGCAACAAGUUUCCGAAGCGAUUGGCAAUUUGACAAGAAAUGAACAACAAAAAGAGCUCUCAAGAAAUUCAUUGAUCGGCCUCAGUGAAAGAGCUGGAAGUUGCGAGCAGCUCAUCACCGGUCAACAGGAAGAACUUUCCGAGACUUACAAACUCCGAAUGGAAAAACUAGAGGGCGAGGCUCGUGAUUGUUGUGAAUGGCUUCGACGAGCCGGAUUCCCUCAAUACGCGAAACAAUUUGAAGACGACAAAUUUCCUCUUGAUCUAAAAGUUGUUCACGCCGAUCAUUGCUUUCUCGAUCUCGACUCUCUUCAUGCACUCAAUAGACGACUCUCGACCUUGAAUCGAGCGGCGAUUAUGCGAAUGGAUCGGGUUGUGCUGAGACCGCGGAAUGAAAUCAUGCAGAAAUAUGAUGGCUCUCCGUUAUAUGAUGAUGAUAUUGCACUGUCGGAUCGAUGGAGGUAUCAACGACAAUCACAAACAUGGAAUCGAAUAGGAAAUGAGCCAAUCUAUGGAGCUGGAAGAGAAGUCAUUUCGACUAGACCUGAUCGUGGAACAACCGGUACUCGAGGAUUAUCCGUCGAAAAUAACGAAUCAAGGCCUCCACUGUCAUCUAGGGAAACUAGAGGACUUCAACGUUCUCAAAGCGAGCGAAUCAAAGAAAGGGCAAGAGCUUUUAUCAAAAAGAUGGAUAUUCGAAGUAGUAGCCGUCGGCGAAAAGGCCGUGAUGGUACAGACGCACUUGUGAUUGGUGAUCCCGUACUCGUUUCAUAUGAUUCAGCUUCACCAGAAAGUGCUCGGAUGAUGAAAACAGCUGUGCCAGCUGGCUCAAGUGCUACCUCUCUGCCAUUGAAUGAGGGGAAUCGUCUCUUGGAUGCACCUUCACGUGGAAGAGCUUCUCGCCGACAAGGAAUGGUGAUGUUGAGUCCGGAAACUCCUGAACCGUCGAUCGAAUCCCCAUUUCAUCCUUCAUUCAUGCACACAUCGUCUAAAGAGACCGAUUCUCUCGAUCAAUUACCCACAAGUUCGUCAAGAAGAGACCAUUCAGCUCCAAUUCCUCGUCUCUCUGACGUGCAAUCUACUUAUUUCGGUGAUCAUCAUUUUCCAUCACGAGUCAAUCCCCAUGAUGCUUAUCUUUACCCAAAUCAAAGUCGGGCUCGAUCGGUUGCGAGAAGAGAAGAAGUGCCAAAUGGGUUCUCUCAACGAGUAGAACCAUCUCUUUCCCCAUAUUCUCAGCAAUAUCUUUCAUCUUCACGAGGUGCUCGUCAAUUGAGAAGUCAACCCACUCUUCAUGCGGACGGUUACUUCAUGCAUGAUAUUUCUCCAAACGAAUCUUUGAAUCGUCGUGUGACUUCGGGUUUACCGCGCACAACUCCAAUCAACAGUUCACCGUGUUCAUCGAUGGGACGCUCAACAAAAACCGUUCCCAAAGUCUCAUCUCAUGCACACAAUAAUGCUCAUCUACAUGUUGCCAUGAGUGGAGAGUCAAAGAUGUCACAAUCCUCUUUGGAUGGAUGUACAGAUAGUGAAGAGCAUUCAAUUCAAUCGGCAACUGUUCAUCCAAGAAGAGAUUCGGGAGUUGGAAGCAGUUUGAGUCGAUCACCCAGUGGUCCAUCAGCACAAAGAGUUAGAGCCUCAUUGAUGCCGAUUCCAGUAGUGACACACUCAACAAUACUUCAUCAAAACGGACAUCCAGGUGGAGUUGUGAAUAAUGGUGGACCAAGCGCUUCCGGAAGCUGGACAUCGGCAUCUUCGGGUGUAUCUCGAAAUGGAUCUCGUCCACCAGCCUCAUCUCCACUUUCGGCAUCCAUUUCAUCAUCAUUAUCAAAUAAAGAAGAAGAUACGUUUUUUGUUGAUGAAGAUCUUCAAAGAUGCAUUGAUGCUCUCAGUCUUGUCGAUUUGAGUCGAAUUCGAAAGCUUGCCUACUUGCGAGUAACAGCAUUGCUCGAGAAACGAAUGGCUGUCAGCAAUGUGAAGAUGACAAGUCCGCCACCAUCAAGUGGAACGGCAGUCAAGAAUUGGGCUGUGCAAAAACUGAUGAAGAAGAUCAAACAAAUUGAUGGUGUUGUAUUAAAGAAUCGAGAACCUGACGAUGCGGCAUUUGCCGUCUCACUCGAGCAAAUUUACCGCAAGACCGGCUCUUGCUUUCCUCGUUCAAUACUUGAGAUUCUUCGAUAUUUGCGUCUAAUGUCCCCAGAAACAGUUGGCAUUUUUCGAAAGAAUGGAGUUCGAUCGAGAAUCCAAGAGUUGCGUGACAUUGCCGAUGUACUUACGGAUAAAGACGUUUUUGUUGGCGAUAAUCGACUUCGUACCUCUCAGGUUCAUGAUGCUGCCGAUUUACUAAAGCAAUUCCUACGAGAGUUACCCGAACCUUUAAUGACUGUGAAACUUUCGGAAACUUUUGCUCAAAUAUUUCUUUAUUUACCUGAGCAUGAAAGACUUUUGGCAAUGCAAUAUGCGAUAGUAUUGUUACCGGAUGAAAAUCGAGAGGCUUUACAGAGUCUCCUUUUCUUCCUCAAUGAUAUCGCAAGACAUUCUGAUCAAAAUAAUAUGAAUGCUCAAAAUCUUUCCGUUUGUUUCACACCAUCACUCUUUCAUUUGAGUGCAAGCCGCUUAAAUCAAAUUUCGCCUACAAGAAGGCAUAAAACAAUCGGAGCUGCUGGUAUGCCAACAGAAAAGGAAAUGAAAGAACAACGAGCUGCUCAAGAUUGUCUCACAACAAUGAUUGUUGAUUGCCGAAAACUUUUCUUGGUUCCUGACGGCUGUCCGGUUGAAUCGAACACAUAUGAAGAAGAAUUACCAACAUUGGGACAUCUUGGUGGAUGUGGCUAUAGAAGUUAUUUAGUGAGAAAAUUCAAGGACAUGUUGAAGGAUCACCAAGAUCGAUGGAAAGGAUUCAGUUUUGAAUGUUCUGUUGAAGGAAUUGAAGUUUCAUCGAAAAAAUCGCCUGAUGGACAUCCAAUCCGAUUAAUGAGAGCAGUCACCGAAGUAGAGGCACCGCCAAAAGAAGUACUACAUCGAUUGCUUCGAGAAAGACCAGUUUGGGAUCUCUCAAUGGUAAAUUGGAGACUUGUUGACAAUCUUCAACCAGAUACCGAUAUCUUUCAAUAUGUGGUCAAUGACACCGUCGGUCAUCCAACGAGAGAUUGCUACGUUGUCAGGAUGCAAAAACCCGAUAUGGGAGAGAUUCGAGGAGCGUGUGCUUUGAUUGAACGAUCAAUAAUCUGCUCGGAAACACAAAUGUUAGGUGGAGUGAGAGCAGUGGUUCUUGAUUCACGAGUUCUCAUCGAGCCACAUCAUGGUCGAAGUCGAGUCACUUUUAUGCAAAGAGUUGACUACAGGGGUCGUGGCAUGCUGUGGUACAAUCGAGUGUAUCCAGUUCUUGUCGGACGCCAAGUUGCCCGUCUUCGUGAUUCAUUUCUCAAAUUUCCCAAUGAUGGACCUGAGACCAAAGUC